AUGACUGACAAACCCGAAGACUACAAAACGAUAGAAGAGAGUGAAGUAAAACCAAUCCGUAUGGGCUUUGAGUCGAUCAUGGAUAAGACGAUGGUGAAAGACGAGGAAGUCUCUCCAGAAAAAGUGAUGCAAAACAUUUAUUAUGUAGUUGGGCAAGUUCAAGAGAUCACAAAGAAAUUUUACUCCGACUAUCUCCCCUAUGAAGGUCAAGGUAUUGGAAUCAAAACUCCUUGUGAACGUCGAUGGAAUUCCAUUGUUCUUCCUCUCGAUAUGGAUGCUGGGAAUAGACUGUCCAUAGCAAAUAAUGCUCAUUUCUUGGAAGAAAUUAAGACUCUUUACAACGCCAGGAUUUCUGCAAAUCAAUCACUCGACAAACCAUGUAUGAAGAAAGAGGAAAUGGAUGGUUUUCUUGGCAUAUUCGAUACACUCGCAUCAGUGCAACAACCAAAGCUUAAGGAAGCAAUGGACCAAUUCAAGUCGAAUAACACUUACUGA
This is a messenger RNA of Entamoeba invadens IP1, 495 nucleotides long. RefSeq lists its product as hypothetical. The transcript has 2 exons. The coding region runs from base 1 to 495 and encodes 164 amino acids. The record is from RefSeq and is a predicted model, not a curated record. NCBI's taxonomy places the organism in Eukaryota, Evosea, Mastigamoebida, Endamoebidae.